This is a messenger RNA of Chinchilla lanigera (long-tailed chinchilla), 2500 nucleotides long. RefSeq names its product ring finger protein 168, E3 ubiquitin protein ligase (gene Rnf168). Lineage: Eukaryota; Metazoa; Chordata; Mammalia; Rodentia; Chinchillidae. Gene Ontology annotation, cellular component: site of double-strand break; nucleus. Gene Ontology annotation, molecular function: ubiquitin-protein transferase activity; metal ion binding; nucleosome binding. The record is from RefSeq and is a predicted model, not a curated record. Gene Ontology annotation, biological process: protein ubiquitination; double-strand break repair.
CGAGGUGACGGGCGGCGGGGCUCGGAGUCCCGGGAGACUGCGCGGCGCGCGGGAACGAGGGGACGCUGCAGCUGUCUAGCUGCCCCGCUGCAACUGCAGAACGGAAGUCCCCGGGCCGCGCCGCAGCGGACGGGAGCCGCGCAAGCGGUGAGCGGGAGGAGCAGGAGGAGCAGGAGGUGCCGCCCCGCCGCGGCCGCGCUCGCCCCCGCGAAGACGUUCCCUAGUUACUUGGCCUAAGAAUGAAAACGGGCGGAAGCUCGCCGUGCCAGGUGUCACCGUCCGGCUGACCCUCCCGGCGCCUUGCGUCUGCGUGCCGAGCCGCUGCCCCUCUGCUCUCGCUGGCGUCGGCCCGGGAGCCUGCCCCGCCCCUGCCCUCGGCGCCGCGGAUGCCGCCUCGUUAGCGCGCUAAGAUGGCCGCGCCGCCCGCCGCCGUCCCCGCGCUGUCCGAGUGCCAGUGCCCGAUCUGCAUGGAGAUCCUGGUGGAGCCGGUGACGCUGCCCUGCCGCCACACGCUCUGCAGCCCGUGCUUCCGCGCCACCGUCGAGAAGGCCAGCCUGUACUGCCCCUUCUGUCGCCGCCGCGUCUCGUCGUGGGCGCGCUACCACACGCGGAGAAAUUCCCUGGUCAACCAGGAGCUGUGGGGCCUGAUCCAGAAGCACUACCCCGCGGAGUGCGGGCGGAGGGCCGCCGGGCAGGAGGCGGAGCGCGCGGGUGGAGGCUGAGCGACGAGCCAGUGAGGAAGAGGAGAACAAAGCCAGUGAAGAAUACAUACAGAGGCUGCUGGCGGAGGAAGAGGAGGAAGAAAGGAGACGGGCAGAGAAGAGGCGAAGCGAGAUGGAAGAACAACUGAAGAGCGAUGAAGAGCUGGCAAGAAAGCUGAGCGUUAAUAUUAAUAAUUUCCAUGAGAAAAGUGUCUUGGCUUCUCCCUCAAAUUCCAGAAAAUCUGAUCCCGUCACAACCAAGUUGCAAGAGAAAAAUAAGAACAAACAGAGAAACACUGGAGAUAUACAGAAGUAUUUGUCACCUAAGUCUCAGUUUGGGUCAGCAUCCCAGUCUGAAGCGGGACAGGAAGUCAGGAGGAGCUCCGUCUCUCAGGAAGUUGGUAGUAGUGAUGCCAAGAGCCCUGUGUGGCAAGACGUGGAAGCUGAAGAUAUGCCAACGCUUUCUCCACAAGUGUGCCUUGAGGUUCAGGAACCAAGUGCACGGUCUUCGAUGGACUCAGCUAUGCCGUGGCUCUGUGCCUACGAUACAGAUCGGUGCCUUGAAGGCCAGGUCAAGACAAGGCCGGACAGUCAUGAUGAGGGGUGUGGUACAAAUCAUGCGGGACCAAAGGCCAAAGUUCCCGCCUCUAAAGCAGCUUCUGCAGAGCCUGGGGACAAAGCAGGGCCUGGGGGCGCUGGGCCGGGUGUGGCCCAGGUGACUGCAGACGGCACAGUCGAGGCAGAAAAUGAGGAGUCUGGUCUGCUGCUCGGUAAAGAUGUUUCCAGAAAACACCAGGAGCCUGCAUCUGAGGCCGCCGGGGAGCCCUGCUGCUCUGCAAAAAGGAGGAAAACGUUUUCCAAAGCGUCCUCAGAUGAAGAGGAAACGGAAACAAAUUUUACCCAAAAACUGAUAGAUUUGGAGCAUCUACUUUUUGAGCGGCAUAAGCAGGAGGAACAGGACAGGUUAUUAGCUCUGCAGCUGCAGGAGGAGGAAGAAAAAGAACAAAGGAAGCCCAGCCGGCAGAAAGGCUCCCGGGAGGAGUAUGAGCUCCGCGCAGCACCCGCGGCCCCAAACAGACUGCGAAGCGGACGGACGGCAGCUUCCGGGCACACGGAGGCGGCCGAAGACCGCAGCCUCAAAAGGCAGACUGCCACCGGGCAGCCUAGAGCUCGGAGAGGCUUGAGAGAUGAGAACUGGCGACCUCUUAAAGACCAGCCGAGGCCUUCGGUUAACGAAAGAAAGAUGCCAAAGCCCCGCAGAGAUCACCGCAGUGUUCCUAAAAGUGCUCAGUCCCUGCAGCCUCGCAACUCACAGAAGAGCAUCUUCGAGAUGUUUCCCAGGUGUGCGAAGUAGAGCCGAGUAAAGAGCGUUCGGGUCCAGGAAAGCCGGGGUGGCAGCGCUUCUCUGCCUGGUCUCACGGACCUGUCCUUGGGUCCUGCCUGCAGACACGCUCACCGUCUUGAGUGAAAGGGCGGGCAGAUGUGUCUGUAGAGCUCAGCGGUGGGCAGGGCCCCUCUCAGCCGCUGGUGCCGAGGUAGCAAGUUUGACCGUCCUUCUGGAUGGAAGAACUCCUUGGCCAGGCCUGAGGCUUCACGUGCCAUUCUCUUUGCAAGAAGUAGCUACUUUAUGCGCCUUGUUCACCUUCUUUGUGAGGAGUAAUCCACGCAGGAUCAUGCUGUCGCAAGUUCUUCAGGGGUCCGUGUAGGAGUUAUGGUCUGGAUUCUCACUGCUUCCCUAAUUUUUACAGAGCACUUGAAAUGCAUCUGCUGUCACAUUAAAGCAGUUACUUUCUGUCUGA